Messenger RNA from Colletotrichum graminicola M1.001, 219 nucleotides. RefSeq lists its product as uncharacterized. Bases 1 to 219 code for a protein of 72 amino acids. The transcript has 2 exons. The record is from RefSeq and is a predicted model, not a curated record. NCBI's taxonomy places the organism in Eukaryota, Fungi, Ascomycota, Sordariomycetes, Glomerellales, Glomerellaceae.
AUGAAGGCAACAAUCGCCUACGUCAUUGCCGCGACCCUCUUCGGAGCUACGCAAGCAGCAGUCACUCCCGUGAACAACAUCAUUCGCCACGAGUACAACAUGAACGCGAGAGCCGGUGUUCAUGGCAACAUCGAGCGAGACGAGGUCAUCUACAACCCCGCAACCGACGUCCUGCAGCCUUCGACCGUCGGUCACACGCGGCUUCGAGUCGGACCUUGA